Gracilinanus agilis (Agile Gracile Mouse Opossum) is the source of this 2064-nucleotide messenger RNA. It is a transcript of the gene PKD2L2, whose product is annotated as polycystin 2 like 2, transient receptor potential cation channel. Gene Ontology annotation, cellular component: membrane. The record is from RefSeq and is a predicted model, not a curated record. Lineage: Eukaryota; Metazoa; Chordata; Mammalia; Didelphimorphia; Didelphidae. Gene Ontology annotation, molecular function: calcium channel activity; calcium ion binding. Gene Ontology annotation, biological process: detection of mechanical stimulus.
AUGGGAGUAGGACAGUCUCACACGAAGAAAGCGCAGGUGCGCGUCCUCGCGCUGGGGUGGCUGCGGCUCGAGGCGGAGGAGCAGCUCCGCGGGGGGGAGGGCGGGGUCCGUGCUCGGCAGUUCAAAAGGCACCUGAAACAACCCCCGGCCUGCCCACACGAACUAAAAGCUGUCAUGGCCAAAGUGAGAUCUCUUCGCUCCAAGAAGCGGCAUAUGAAAGACCUCGUGGCACUGCAAACUGAGAAGACUUCUAAAAAAGCAGAAAUUAAAACUACUCUUCAAGAGCUGAUUAUCUACUUUAUUUUUCUAACAGACUUAUGUAUAUUGACUUUUGGGAUGGUAAGCACAAACAUAUAUUACUUGAACAAGAUUAUGUCAACACUCUUUUUGGAAACUUCUGUACCUGGGGAAGACAGAACUAAUUUUAAGUCUAUUAGCACCACAAGAGAGUUUUGGAAGUUUAUGGAGGGACCCCUUUUGGAUGGUCUGUACUAUGACUACGGGUAUAAUACAAAGACUUUGGAUCAAAUGAAAAGCAGUCGCAUCUACCAUGAGAACAUACUUCUAGGAGUCCCUCAAAUUCGACAGCUUAAAGUCCGAAACAAUACAUGCAUUGUCCAUUCAAAAUUUAAGUCUUUGAUGGAUGAAUGUUUUGACAGAUAUACUAUAAAAAAUGAAGAUCAAUCUGAUUUUGGUCGUGGAGAGAUGCCUGCAUGGACGUAUUCUCCUGCUACAUCAAAGUCUCUUCAGCACCGGGGACUUGUUGGUGUUUAUAAUGAUGGAGGAUAUAGGUUUACUUUACCCUUAUCAAAGAAUGAUGCCAAAAGCAAAUUUUCUUUCCUUCAAGUGAACAACUGGAUCACUAGAGGAACCAGAGCUGUUUUUAUUGAUUUUUCAGUAUAUAAUGCUAAUGUAAACCUUUUUUGCAUUAUCAGAUUAGUGGCAGAAUUCCCUGCAACUGGAGGUGUGCUAACUUCGUGGACUUUUUACUCUGUGAAGCUACUCAGAUAUGUUACUUACUUUGACUACUUUAUUGCUUCCUGUGAAAUCAUAUUUUGUAUUUUCAUUAUUACCUUUAUCAUCCAAGAAAUUAAAAAAAUGAAAGAAUAUAAAUAUGCCUAUUUCAAGAGUAUUUGGAACUUAUUAGAGUUGCUGAUUUUGGUGCUAUCUAUUUUGGCCAUUUCAGUCAAUAUACUUCGUACAUCCAAAGCAAGCCUCUUACUUGGCCAUCUAUUAGAAAGAAACGAGGAAUAUGCAGACUUCUAUUUUCUUGCAUUUUGGCAAAUUCUUUACAAUGACAUAAUUGCUAUUAAUAUCUUCUUUGCAUGGAUUAAGAUAUUCAAAUUCAUAAGCUUUAAUGAGACAAUGUCUCAGCUGUCAACAACUCUCUCCCGUUGUAUCAAAGAUAUCAUAGGAUUUGCCAUCAUGUUUUUUAUAAUAUUCUUUGCAUAUGCCCAGUUAGGAUAUCUUGUUUUUGGAUCACAGGUUGACGACUUUUCCACUUUUCAGAAUUCUGUAUUUACACAGUUUCGAAUUGUUCUGGGAGAUUUUAAUUUUGCCAACAUUGAGAAGGCCAACUGGGUGCUGGGACCUGCUUACUUCAUCACUUUCAUAUUCUUUGUAUUCUUUGUCUUGCUGAACAUGUUCCUGGCAAUUAUUAAUGAUGCCUAUUCAGAAGUGAAAGCUGACUAUUCCAUUGGUAGGAUGCCAGAAUCUGUGUUAGCAGGCCAAAUCAAAGCAGGCUAUACCAAAACCGUGGAGAAACUGAAAUUAAGGAAACCCCAAACAAAAACAAAAAGUGAAGUGAAAAAGAGAACUGAAGCUGUCCAGACCAGAAGAGGCUUUGAUGAAGAUGAAAUUGAAAGUGCAAAGGAGAUGAAAAAAUGGAAAGAGAGGCUUGAGCAAAAAUAUUAUUAUUCAGAUAUCGCGGAUGCUUAUCAGACUGUCACACAACAAGAAUUUCGAGAACUCUUCUUAUUUUCAUUGGAACUAGAGAAGGAACUGCACUACGUCAGUACAAAAUUAAACAGGGUGAUGAAAAGGAUUACUGCUACAAAAACAUGA